This is a messenger RNA of Drosophila yakuba, 3398 nucleotides long. RefSeq names its product organic cation transporter protein. Gene Ontology annotation, biological process: transmembrane transport. The record is from RefSeq and is a predicted model, not a curated record. Lineage: Eukaryota; Metazoa; Arthropoda; Insecta; Diptera; Drosophilidae. The coding region runs from base 1247 to 3226 and encodes 659 amino acids. The transcript is spliced from 3 exons. Gene Ontology annotation, cellular component: membrane. Gene Ontology annotation, molecular function: transmembrane transporter activity.
AAAUGACGAAAUUCGUAUUACAAAGUUGUUAAUUAAAAAGCAAAUUCUAAAUAUUGUAUAGACAUAACCUAGAUUGUUUCUAGAAAAUAAAAAAGGGCUCAUUUUUGUUGUUCAAGCUAUUCGCAUUAAACUAUUAAACUCGUGUAAAUAUGUUAAUAAGUAGGAUAAACUAUUUAAAGACUUCGUACAAAAAUAACAACUGAAUUAUAUGAUUGUUAAUUGAUAACUUCUGUGACCGAUAUUAACUUUAUUAAACACAUUAAAAUACAUAAAUUGUUUAAUGAAAAUAUAAAGUAAUGAACAAUCACGUGAUAACAAUUGCAAUUGCAACAAUGAACUGUUAAGCUCAAAUAAAUGGCUAUCACGUCUUUGAAGGCUAAUUCCCCCCAUCUCCCCUGGAUCUUCGGGCUCUAACUCGUUUUGUUAGAUGGCUUUUUCGGUUGACGAGUUUAGUGCCCUCGCUGCUUAGUUUAUGAAUGGGCCGUGACGUAUUUAUAAAUAUAACAAAUAAUAAAUAACAAAUACUUUUUGCUAAGUUCCUCAAUCGCGCCAAGUGUUUUCGGCGUGAAUCACGGGCUUUCUACCACAUUUAGGGGGUUAUUAAUAAAAAUCAAGAGCCAGCUGGGCCCAAAAGAUGUGCACGGGCACCUUCCGAACUUCUGGGAGUCAUGGAUCGGAUCGUAAGGCAGGCUUAAAAAUAAGCAACCAAGAGCUCUUAACACAAAAUGCCGCCAUAAGAUCGGGCAUUCGAUAUGAUCGUUUGGGGCUCGCCUGCGUUCUGUAUCCCCAUCUACAUCCCCACAUCCCCAUCCCCGAUUCAGUGCCGAUUCAGUGCCGAUUCAGAGCCGAUUCAGAAUACCGAUCCGAUACGAAACGAACCGGUUUGCCAGCUGUGUGAACCAAACAAACAGCUGCUCAGCUGCUAAACUUUCGCUGCUGUCGGCUUCUUGUUCUUGGCAGCAAGUGCAGCGUCUGAAGCCCCAAACCCCAAACCCCAAUCCGCAAACCCCCUAAAGCCGAGCUUCUUGGCCGGGCUCAUAUAAAAACGGCUUUUGGCGCGCGUGCUCAGUCAGUUGCAGAUUUGAAACGGAAACGCGCGUGUGCGCCGCAAUCGAGUUCGAUCGAGUGUUUGGAUUUCAAAUUGGAUUUUUACGCCGUUUCGGUCAAGUUCUGAAUCACCUGCAGUGAGUGACACACAUAAGGCAAGGUCGCGGAAUACCACAUUGCCCCCCCAAAGUCAAUAGCUAUGGAAGGCCAGGCCAAGCAAGCGUACUUCGUUAAUGAAGCAUUUACCCACGAGGAGCCACCACCAAGUGGCGUUGGAGCAGACACGCUGCAUCGCCGGAAAAGCGGUGGCAACAAAGAACUCCAGCUGGACGUGGGUGGCUUCAAGAAGGGCCAGGAAGUGGCCACCGGAAAUGGCAGUGAUCCACUGCCACCUAGCAUGGACUUUGAUGACAUACUUCCACUCAUCGGGGAAUUUGGCCGUUAUCAAAAGCUGCUGUUCAUCUGCAUGAUACCCUUCUCGUUCUUCGUGGCCUUUGUGUACUUCUCGCAAAUAUUCCUCACCUUGAUACCCGAACAGCAUUGGUGUCAUGUGCCCGAGUUGGACGGCUUGGAUGUGGAGGCCAGAUUGGCGCUUUCCAUACCCAUGACCAAUGGGGAGUACAACAAUUGUUACAUGUACGACGUCAACUACACGGACAUACUGGCCCAGGGCAAGGUGAUGGCCGAUCCGCAGUGGCCGCGGGUCAAGUGCCGCCACGGCUGGUCAUAUAACUUCACGGAGAUACCCUACGCGACGGUGGCCACCGAGCAGAACUGGGUGUGCGAUGACGCCGCCCUGCCCACCUAUGCCCAGUCCAUCUUCUUUCUGGGCGCCAUAGUGGGUGGGUUGCUCUUUGGCUGGGUGGCGGAUCGGUUUGGUCGUAUUCCCGCCCUGAUCGGCACCAAUAUGAUGGGUCUGCUGGCCGGCGUGGGCACUGCCUUUGUGGGCAACUUCUGGGAGUUCGCCAUCAUGCGAUUCUUUGUGGGAUUCGCCUUCGACAACUGUUUCACAAUGAUGUACAUUUUGGUUCUCGAGUACGUUGGUCCCAAGUACCGCACCUUUGUGGCCAACAUGUCGAUCGCUAUCUUCUUCACUGGCGCCGCUUGCCUCCUGCCCUGGAUUGCCUACUUUCUGGCCGACUGGAAACUCCUGGCCAUUGUGACAUCGGCUCCGCUACUCCUGGCCAUAUUCACCCCUUUCGUGGUACCAGAAUCAGCUCGCUGGUUGGUCUCACAGGGAAAAGUGGACAAGGCCGUGGGCAUCCUGAAGAAACUGGAGAAGGGCAAUGGGCGUCAGGUCCCGCCGCAGACAUACCAAAUCUUCACAGACAGCUGUAAGAGGAUGCAGGAGCAGGAGGCCCAGAAUGGCAAAUACUCGGUACUGGAUCUGUUCAAGUCACCACGAUUGCGCCGAACUACUCUGCUGCUAAUUGUCAUCUGGAUGGCCAUAUCCCUGGUCUUCGAUGGACAUGUGAGGAAUGUAGGCUCUUUGGGAUUGGACAUCUUCUUCACCUUCACUCUGGCCUGUUUCACGGAGCUGCCGGCUGAUACUCUGCUCACGGUGAUCCUGGAUCGAUUUGGACGCCGUUGGCUGGCCUGCAGCUCCAUGGUUCUGAGUGGAGUGUUCAGCUUAUUGGCCACUGUGGUGCCCGUGGGUAUAUACUCCGCUGCCCUGGCCAUCAUGGGUCGCUUCUUUGUGAACAUCAGCUAUAACAUUGGCUUGCAAUGGGCGGCGGAGGUUCUGCCCACUGUAGUUAGGGCUCAGGCAGUGGCCUUCAUCCACAUCAUGGGUUAUGUGGCCAGCAUCAUAGCACCAUUUGUGGUUUAUCUGGCCAACAUUUCCCAAGCCCUCCCACUGAUCAUCCUCGGAAUUUUGGGAAUUAUUGGUGGCUUGUUGGCGCUGCUACUGCCGGAGACCCUGAAUCAUGUCCUGCCACAAACCCUAAGCGACGGCGAGGAGUUUGGACGUGGUCAGAGCAUUUGGGACUUUCCCUGUUUGGCCAAACAGGUGGACGACGAUGAGGAUGAGAAGAGAAACGCCGACGUUGAGGAGGUCCGAUCUCAGGCUUUUGUGAGGGGAACCCAGACGGGUGCAUCCUUGAAUGCCUCAACAGGUGGUGAACUGAGAUCCAGCAUCCUGCGUAGAUCGAUCAAGUCACGCAACUCCACAAAGCUCUAAGAACUACGACUAGGUAUCUAAUUGUUAUAGCAGCCAAUAUUCUAUAGCUCUACCUUGCAUUUUUAGCAUCAACUAGCCUCUAAGUGUCGUUAUAGACUUUUGUGAUACUAGAAAUAAGAACUUAUAUGCGCCUCUUCAAACAAUGAAUAAAGUAAACAAAUCGAAGAACUAA